This is a messenger RNA of Ixodes scapularis (black-legged tick), 483 nucleotides long. RefSeq names its product T-box protein VegT-A-like. The coding region runs from base 1 to 483 and encodes 160 amino acids. Gene Ontology annotation, biological process: positive regulation of DNA-templated transcription. NCBI's taxonomy places the organism in Eukaryota, Metazoa, Arthropoda, Arachnida, Ixodida, Ixodidae. The transcript has 4 exons. Gene Ontology annotation, cellular component: nucleus. Gene Ontology annotation, molecular function: DNA-binding transcription factor activity. The record is from RefSeq and is a predicted model, not a curated record.
AUGACUCCGGCCCUGAUCAUCCGGGUACAAGGUCUCCAGCCCAAGGGACUUUACAAAGUGUUCCUCCUCUUUGUGCCGAUGGGCUUGAUGAUCCGUGGUUCUGACGGCGACUGGACCUCCAUCAACGCGCCCACGAAACAUCCCAUGAAGGCUUCUACCUACGCUCACCCUCGUGGGACGAUGGCUGGUCGAGACUGGAUGUCCGAUUUGAUCGGAUUCAAUGACAUCUUCCUGACCACCCACCCAGCUGCUGUUCGGCCCAUGGUACACGUGACCCUGUUCAGGCGGUACCAACUAGCCAUCCAGUUUAUCGGACCUGGCAAUCCUGAGCUUCUGGUUCUCAGCCAGCUCCAGUUCGUGACCGUCAGUCGCAGCUCCUCUCGCCUGCAAGUGAAACUCAAGGCAGAUGGAUGGGGCAAUUCAGCUUCGUACAUGAAACGGAUCCGUACAGAAAGACAGGCUAAGCUACGGAAAAUGCUCUAG